GAAAAAGGCUCAACUCAAGAAGAAAAGAGGGGUCCCAACUAUUAAUGAGCAGAUGUUGUUUCAUGGCACCAGUAAUGAAUUUGUAGAAGCAAUAUGUAUUCAUAACUUUGACUGGAGAAUAAAUGGGAUGCACGCUGCUGUCUACGGAAAAGGCACCUAUUUCGCAAGAGAUGCAUCAUAUUCCAGUCGCUUCUGCAAAGAGGACAUGAAGCAUGGAGACACUUUUCAAAUCCAUGGUGUGAAUCUGCAGCCUCAUCUGCAUAGACCAGAUAAAGUCAUGUUUCUCGCUCGUGUAAUAACUGGUGACUAUAUCAACGGUGAUUCAAAAUACAUGAGGCCUCCUUCGAAAGAUGGAAGUUUUGUGAACUUGUACGACAGCUGUGUGGAUAAUACCUGGAACCCAAAGAUCUUUGUUAUCUUUGAUGCCAACCAAAUCUACCCUGAGUAUUUAAUAGAAUUUUGUUAA
Messenger RNA from Antrostomus carolinensis (chuck-will's-widow), 466 nucleotides. RefSeq names its product protein mono-ADP-ribosyltransferase PARP11-like. The annotation marks the transcript as partial. The record is from RefSeq and is a predicted model, not a curated record. Gene Ontology annotation, cellular component: nucleus. Gene Ontology annotation, molecular function: NAD+ poly-ADP-ribosyltransferase activity. The transcript has 2 exons. NCBI's taxonomy places the organism in Eukaryota, Metazoa, Chordata, Aves, Caprimulgiformes, Caprimulgidae.